This is a messenger RNA of Cuscuta epithymum, 2532 nucleotides long. The record is from the annotation of a GenBank genome assembly. NCBI's taxonomy places the organism in Eukaryota, Viridiplantae, Streptophyta, Magnoliopsida, Solanales, Convolvulaceae.
CAGGAGAUGAAGGCGCAGUCAAAUUUCUCUGCCCAAAGACGUAUGUCUUCAUCCCUCUUCUUCCAUUGUCAACCCACAUCCGGGCUCCAAGUAAUCCACUAAUCCCCUUACUCGUCUCAUGUUUUUCCCAGCAUGUCGAUCUUUCUUCAAUCCAAACAUGGAGCAAAUUCAGCUCUCCUCGGGGCAAUCUUAUAUUUUCUUCUUAGCUUAUCAUCGCUUUCCCUUUCAGCAGAGUCCCGUUGCAGUGAUGGCUGCGACUUAGCUCUAGCCUCGUACUACGUUCCUCGGGGUUCGACUCUCACCUCCAUUUCCGACCUUUUCGACUCAGAUGAAUCGGAUAUCAUGGCCUACAGCCCAAGAGCAAAUAUCCCCAACAAGGACAACGUUCUUGCAGAGACUAGGAUCAACGUCCCCUUCCCAUGCGAUUGUCUGGAAAACGGCGAGUUUCUCGGUCGUGUUUUCUCGUACCCCGUAAAAUCCGGAGACACGUAUACCAUCGUUGCGAAGACGUACUACUCCAAUUUGACCACUGUUGACUGGUUGAGGAGGUUUAACAAUUACUCGGAUACUCAAAUUCCGGAUACAGCGACGUUGAACGUGACGGUGAAUUGCUCUUGUGGGAAUAGGGAUGUGUCCGAGGAUUACUCCUUGUUUAUUACCUAUCCCCUGAGGCCUGGGGAGAGCUUGGCGUCGGUGGCAAAUGCGGCUAACGUCAGUCAAGAUUUAGUGGCAAGGUACAAUCAGGGAGUGGAUUUCAGUGCGGGGAGUGGGCUAGUUUAUAUUCCUGGAAGAGAUAAAAAUGGAGUUUUUCCUUCUAUGCCGAAAAGCAAAGGUGGCUUCUCAUUGUCCUGCUACAUAUUUGGCUUCUUCAUUGUCAAUUCAUGGACUUAAUUCAAAAAAGUUCCAGAAGACUUUUUACUAUGUUUUUUUUACAAGAAUAUUACUAAAAUAAAACUUAAUUACAUAAAUAUGACUAUUCAUUACUACAACGUAGUGUUGUGGUAACUUAAGCUCAAGACUUAAACAUGAACUACUAUGAUUUCAUUACUACUCUAGUAACUAGUCAUAUUUUUGUAAAUCAUCUUUAUUUUGAUCAUAUUUAUGUAAUUAUUUCUUUUACUAUAGCUUAACUUACACAGUUCCUAUAUGUAAUCAGGACUACCGGCUGCAGCUAAAGCUGGAAUAUCCAUAGCAGCAUUGGCAGCAGUUUUUUUAUUGGCAGGUUACGCUUAUGUAGUGUUUUUGAGAAAGAAAGGAGAGAAAAUUUCAUUGCUGUCAAUGUCUGAAAGCCAAUCACAUUUAACAGGGUUUAAAGAUGGAGAUCCCGCUCGUGCUACUGAUGGAGCUUCUCCAGUCCUUUCAGGCAUAACUGUUGAGAAAUCUGUUGAGUUCUCAUAUGAAGAGCUUUCUAAUGCAACUAAUGACUUCAGUCUUGCAAAUAAGAUUGGCGAAGGUGGCUUUGGUGCUGUCUACUAUGCUGAGCUUAGAGGCGAGAAAACAGCUAUUAAGAAAAUGGAUAUGCGAGCAUCAAAAGAAUUUCUUGCUGAACUGAAGGUUUUGACACAUGUCCAUCACCUGAAUCUGGUGCGCUUAAUAGGGUACUGUGUGGAAGGUUCACUCUUCCUUGUAUAUGAGUAUAUUGACAACGGCAACUUAAGUGAACAUCUGCGCCGUACAGGUAGGGACCCACUACCGUGGUCAACUAGGGUGCAAAUUGCGCUGGAUUCAGCCAGGGGUCUUGAAUAUAUACAUGAGCAUACAGUUCCCGUAUACAUCCAUCGUGAUGUUAAAUCAGCAAAUAUCUUAAUAGACACAAACUUUCAUGCAAAGGUUGCUGAUUUUGGUUUAACAAAACUGACUGAAGUUGGAGGUUCAUCUUUGUCAACACGUCUAGUCGGUACAUUUGGAUACAUGCCCCCUGAAGCUCAGUAUGGAAAUGUCACCCCUAAAGUUGAUGUCUAUGCAUUUGGAGUUGUUCUUUUUGAGUUAAUUUCUGCCAAGGAUGCUAUAGUUAAGGCCCAAGGUUCUGUAGGCGACUCAAAGGGUUUAGUUUCUUUGUUUGAUGAAGUUCUUAGUCGACCAGAGCCAGAUGAAGCCCUCAGCAAACUGGUUGACCCUAGACUUGGGGAGACCUACCCUAUGGAAUCUGCCCGCAAGUUGGCACAGCUUGCCAAAGCUUGCACUCAAGAAGAUCCUCAAAUGAGGCCUAGUAUGAGAUCGGUUGUUGUUGCUCUAAUGACACUCUCGUCCACCACGGAUGAAUGGGAUGUCGGCACCUUUUAUGGUAACCAAGGAAUGAUAAACCUUAUGUCUGGAAGGUAGUGAUAUGGUUAUGUCAGCAUUUCGGUCUGUUUAGAUACGAAGUAUUUCUUACACUUGUAUCAUUGCAUUAUUUAUUUAUUACCCCAUUCUUAUUUGUACAUAAUACUCUAAUAGUUUUCUGGGUUAAAUAACUGUAAGAGUGUGAACAAUGCCAUUUGUGGCGUAAUAUUUGCUCAUUUUUUAAAGCAGAAGUCAUUUUCUUCCAUGCAA